GUCGGUGUGUACAGUUGUACAAUCGGUACCACGUGACCGUUUUCCUGGCUCGCGGUUGUGGCACAAAUCGUGAUUUUCGAGGCUCUUUCUCUAUGGACUAUAACGGGGAAAAACGGACAAAGACGCAUAUUUACGAAUCUUAAAAUUGGAUGUGUUAAAUUGUUUUGUUCUGGGGGUUAUUUCGGCAAUUGAGGAGCCGCUUUCAUAGGAGCUGCCGUUUAGUUUUUACUACGGGGUUUGUUUACCACAUUUCAACUUGGUUGAAAAGAGGAAACACUGAAGCAGGGGAUGCCAGAGCCGUCGGAGAUGAGUGGUCCCGAGGUAGUGAAGACGUCGGGGGGUGGGGCUCCGGGGAAGGAAGGCAAGGAGCCUGUAGCAAAUGGGCAUCCAGGAGAGGGGGAUCAGGGAGGAGACGAUCCCUUUGCUGAGUACAUGUGGAUGGAGAACGAGGAUGUUUACAACAGACAGGUUGAAGAGGAGUUGUUGGAGCAGGAGUUCUUGGAGCGUUGUUUCCAGGAGAUGUUGGAUGAGGAGGACCAGGAUUGGUUCAUCCCGGCCAGGGACCUCCCCUCGGGGGUGGGUCAGAUCCAGCAGCAGCUUAAUGGCCUGUCAGUCAGCGAUGGAGGAAACGCAGAGGAGAUGGCGAGGAAGAGCAACUUGAACCCCGAUGCGAAGGAGUUCAUUCCAGGAGUGAAAUACUAGGAGUCCCCCUCACCCCCAGGGAGCGCCCACGCACACACAAGCACGAUCUCACACACCCUCGCAGAGACUCUGGCGGCCUCGUCCGGAACACACACACACCAACACACACAGGUCCAGGGCGUGUAGGUAGAAACCCAUAGGAGGGUGGGGGGACUUUUAUUUUGAUUUUCUGUUUGUUUGAUGGUUAACUAAGGGACAGGGUGGGGGGUGUCAGUAUGAAUAAAACCCUAUCGAGGGAGCUGCUGCUCCAUGUACACUGUAAAGGUAGUGUCUCAAAUUGCACGCUAUUCCCUAUGUAGUGCACUACUUUUGACCAGGGCCCAUGGGCUUGAGUCCAUAGGGAACAGGGUACCUUUUCGGAUGCACACCGAGACGUACAUAUACAGAGUAAUGAGAAACUCUGAGAUUUACCGACCUUUUUCAUGGUUGCCAUGUUGGCACCUAAAAACUCCAUGAUAUUGCAACAGGCAAAUCGCAAAUGACACCCCGUUCCACUUUCAUUGUGCACUACCUGGUCCAAAGUAGUGCACUACAUAGGAAGUAGGGUGCCAUUUUGAGAUCUGCAUUUAUACUUUUCAUGGCUGCCAUGUUUGUGCCGGAAUGUUCCACAACAUUACCAUUCUAAUUGGAAUCCAACUAAGAAUGUUCUUGUUGCUAUAGAAUGACCCGGUGCCAACAUGGAUGACAGACAGUUGUCCGUUCUAGAACUCUGUACAUCUACGUACCUCUGGUUACAAUAUGACAUCAUAAUGACUCUGUUCAAUAGGUCGUUAUCAAUAAAAUGUCACAAUACGGUGCAGAGGUUUUGAAUCGCCUGCUGAGGGGGCAAGGAGACUCCUAGCUCCACUUAAACCGUUGACAACUGCGUGCCGUUUUCAAGGGAUUGUUAAAUAAAUGUUAACUAUUUGGUUGUAAUAUCAUCUCCUCUUGAAGCCCAGAGUCAAAAAUACAAACGUCAGAUUAUUCCACAUUUGCCUUUAUCAUCAGUUCUAAAUGAACUGCAUACUUUCCGUGAUCAGUAAACAUCAAUUGAUCAUGGAAUUUCAGAUACGUGAGGGUAGCCUCAUGAUAUAUCUCAAUAUUGACCACCAUUGAUUGGAUAUUUGAGUGAUAGAAAGGAGAGCUAUUACCUGACAAGUAUGAGUGGUUUAGGUUAAUUUCCCAUCAGUUGUGGGCUCUGCCUGUCAAGCAGCAGAAGGGGGCAUUUGCAGAUGUAUUGUUGGUUGAUAAUGUUUACUUUGCUAGCUACUGGUAGAAACGUUGUACAGUUGGCUAAACAUAGUGGUAAGUAGACCUAAUGUACUUUUUCCCCAACCAAUAUAGGCCUACCUAGUAACGUUAGCUAACAUUAUCCCCUUUACAACAUUGUUUUUAAGAGUGUUUUAAUCCCUAUUGCUGCUGACAGAUGUGAUGGAAAUUGAUGUAACACGUCAAUGUGGCUAGCUAACGGCAGAUUGAGUCAGUGUGCCUAGCUAACGGCAGAUUGCGUCAAUGUGGCUAGCUAACGGCAGAUUGCGUCAGUGUGCCUAGCUAACGGCAGAUUGCGUCAGUGUGCCUAGCUAACGGCAGAUUGCGUCAGUGUGCCUAGCUAACGGCAGAUUGCGUCAGUGUGCCUAGCUAACGGCAGAUUGCGUCAGUGUGCCUAGCUAACGGCAGAUUGCGUCAGUGUGCCUAGCUAACGGCAGAUUGCGUCAGUGUGCCUAGCUAACGGCAGAUUGCGUCAGUGUGCCUAGCUAACGGCAGAUUGCGUCAGUGUGCCUAGCUAACGGCAGAUUGCGUCAGUGUGCCUAGCUAACGGCAGAUUGCGUCAGUGUGCCUAGCUAACGGCAGAUUGCGUCAGUGUGCCUAGCUAACGGCAGAUUGCGUCAGUGUGCCUAGCUAACUUUCAGUGUAUAAACUAGAUUGCUAUAUCCAGAUAUUGUUUGAUUUGCUUGUCCUCUAGUGGAGGUGACCGUAGUCCACUUUACCAAGAUGAGGACUUGUCCAUGUCAAGCUCUUUCCACAAGCCUAAUCUCCGAUGAAGCAAGCUAAAUUAUGUUGUCUGGAAAUCUAUUUUGCUACAUGUCAAAUUAAUGGGCUACUCUCACAUAUAAAAAAAAAUAAACAUGAUCAUUUGAUGUUUAUUGACCAUGAAAGCAUGCAGUUACUUGCUGUAUAUCUCUUGACUAUGCUCUUCAAGAGUUGAUGAAAACAGUUAUUUAGCAAUCCCUAAAAAUGGCACAUAGUUGUCAAUGUUUUUAGCGGAGCUAGGGGUCUCCUUGCCCCCCUAGCAGCCAACUCGAACACUCUGCACAGGAUUGUGACGUUUUUAUUGAUAACCACCUACAGACCUGCCUAAAUUUCCUCUUAUGACAUCAUAAACAUUCUCUGUGUAGAGCGGUUUUUAUUCCUCAUGGGUCUGGUUCCAAACCAGUUACUCCUCUCUCCUAUCCCCUAAACCCUUGUGGGUGAAAAGAUUGAGGUUCUAGCCCCCAUAUCAGAACCUGGAUCUGAAAGGUAGGUCUUGUAUGGGGAGAAUUUGAACCCUUUUGAUGGUUCUAAGUGAACAAGGGUGUAGGGGUUUGGGUAUUUUAGAGUUUGGAACGAGGCUGUUCUCUCUGGCUUGCAUCUCAAAUGGCACCCUGUUCCCCGUACAGUGUUCUACUUUUAACCAGAACCCUACGGGCUCAGGUCAAAAGUAGUGCACUAAAUAAGGAACAGGGUCCCGUUUGGGACGCGGCCUCUCAGUACUGAAAGAAUGGAAGCAUCAUGUUGAACUCUUGUUGGUUCAAUCGUGUUUAUAUAAACACCUGAUCAGGCUCUGUUUUAAAAUUUAAAUCUCAUUUAUUUUGUCUUUCGAGGAGCAAAGUUGUUUUGUCUCUCUUGGGUUGCCGUAGCCUGUGGUCAAAACGGGAAUUGGAAAUGAAUUCCAAAAUGGCACCCAUAUUCCUUCGUAUAGUGCCCUACUUUUGAUCAGGGCCCAUGGGGCUCCCAGUGGUAGUGCACCACAUGGGCAAUAGGGUGCCAUUUUGGGGUUCAUACUUGUCUGUCUUUAGCUCAGUGUCUAGGGGAGGUUCAAAUGAAUGGGCGGGACUUGAGGUCAAGUUGACUAAUCACAGGCCACGUGCACGCUGGGUCAACCAAUAAGAAUUGUCCGCCGAGUGGAUUUACAUAAAUCAUUUUCUUUCUUGUGAUUUUUGAGUUGGAAAGUCCUGACAACACAAAGUAUGAAUUUCAAUACAAAAAAAAAAGAUUAAUAAAGAUGAAAAAAUGCAGGUAAA
This is a messenger RNA of Oncorhynchus kisutch (coho salmon), 3962 nucleotides long. RefSeq names its product polyadenylate-binding protein-interacting protein 2B. Bases 289 to 702 code for a protein of 137 amino acids. The transcript has 5 exons. Gene Ontology annotation, molecular function: mRNA regulatory element binding translation repressor activity. Gene Ontology annotation, cellular component: cytoplasm. NCBI's taxonomy places the organism in Eukaryota, Metazoa, Chordata, Actinopteri, Salmoniformes, Salmonidae. Gene Ontology annotation, biological process: negative regulation of translational initiation. The record is from RefSeq and is a predicted model, not a curated record.